AUGUCUGCAGCCGCCGGGGGAGCCGCCCCCCGCAAUGUCCUGAUCGUCGGAGCUGGAUUGGGCGGCUUGUGCCUCGCCCAAGGCCUUACGAAGCACGGUAUCCGCUGUUCAGUCUUCGAGCGCGACGACACGCCCGACGCCCGCGCCCAGGGCUACAGGAUCAAGAUCUUUCCGGACUCGGUGCCCGACCUGCAGUACCUGAUGCCGCCGGAGCUGUUCGCCGAGUUCGAGGCGCAAACGGCAGAGACCGUCAUGACUGAGACGACCAUCAACGCCAUCGACGGACGGGUGCUUGCACGCCGUGCCCUGCGCGGCCCCAAGCCAUGCAAUGUCGACCGCGGAUUCCUGAGGCGAGUGCUCCUGCGGGGCCUCGAGGACCGCAUCCAUUGGGGCAAGGAGGCGACGCGCUUCGAGAUCAACGAGCGCAACGAGGAUGGCCCGGUGACGGUGCAUUUCGCCGACGGCACCUCCGCGUCCGGCACGCUGCUCGUCGGGGCCGACGGCGGGCGCUCGCGCAUCCGCGCAAAGCAUGUGCCGCACCACAAGCUCGUCGACCCGGAAGCCGUUUGCAUCUACGGACGCACGCAUCUGACGCCGGAGCUGCAGCGGCGCAUCCAUCCCCGGCUGCUGCGGGGAUUUACCGUCGUGCGCGACGUGGCGCCCGUGGUCCAGCAGAUCAUCUUCAACUCGGAGCUGCCGGUCAGCAUGUUCGUUGAGCGCAUGCAUUUCCCGCACCGCGGCGAGCCGGGACGCGAGGACCUGCCCGAGGACUACGUGUACUGGUCGAUGCUGGCCCCGUCCAAGCUCCUGGGUCUUACCGAGCAGAUGGUGGCCAGCACCUUUGCCUCCAGAACGGCCAAGGAGCUCGCUCUGAUGCUGACGGAGGAGUGGGACGACUCGGCGAGAUGCCUGGUCGAGCUCCAGGACGAGACGUUCGCGGCGUCGCUGCGCGUGAUCUCGUCUACGCCGGAUCUGUCCGAGUGGGCGAGCUCGCAGUUUGUGACGCUCGUCGGGGACGCCAUCCACGUCAUGUCGCCGGCCGGCGGCGUCGGCGCACCCACGGCAAUCAAGGAUGCCGUCGCGCUGGUGCAGGCGCUUGCGGGGUCGGACGGCGGCUCGCUGGCCAGCAUCAAGGCCUAUGAGGCGGCCACGCGAGAAUCGGCUAGGCGCAGCAUCGAGAGGAGCUUCCGCGGGGGGAAGGUUUUAUACGGCCAGCCGCCACUUGAGCAGUGCAGACAGGUCGCUGGCGUGUUUGCCCCAACUUGA
Thermothielavioides terrestris NRRL 8126 is the source of this 1266-nucleotide messenger RNA. RefSeq lists its product as uncharacterized. Gene Ontology annotation, molecular function: FAD binding. Lineage: Eukaryota; Fungi; Ascomycota; Sordariomycetes; Sordariales; Chaetomiaceae. The coding region runs from base 1 to 1266 and encodes 421 amino acids. The transcript has 2 exons. The record is from RefSeq and is a predicted model, not a curated record.